This is a messenger RNA of Uloborus diversus, 4170 nucleotides long. RefSeq lists its product as uncharacterized. The transcript has 9 exons. The coding region runs from base 451 to 918 and encodes 155 amino acids. NCBI's taxonomy places the organism in Eukaryota, Metazoa, Arthropoda, Arachnida, Araneae, Uloboridae. The record is from RefSeq and is a predicted model, not a curated record.
UUUAGUUACCUAGCCGUCAAGUGAACUCGCAUCUUGCAUCAACGAUGCGAUUGUGCUAGGGAUGAUCGGCUGCCGAUUUAUAUUUGGCAGACCGCGUCCUAAUAAUGCUUUCAUUAAUAAAGUAUUUAUUUUUUUUACUUUCUAGCAAUAAAAUAAAUUCCCAUGGCAAAUGAUGAAGAAGACGCAAGAACUAAGUUGUGUACGUACCAGUGAAAUUUUGUAGUAACUGGUCAAUAGGACGAGGGACUGAUCCGAGACUGUGAUAUCCAUGUGUUUUGGUAUCUUGAGUUGAUAGAUACGUUUCCCAGUGCAAAUCUGCUAUAGAAGUGUUUUUCUUGUUACUCCACAGACUGGCUUGGAGGCAGCGUUGGAUUCCAGAUAUUGGUAGAUGAACUGAAAACUAAAUUUGCCAAGGUGAAUGUACAUGAAAAUAAUGAACAGACUUGCACAAUGAAGGCCAAACCAAAUGAAAUAAAGCCCAGCAACCAAUGCCCUGUUUGUCCAAUGGUAUGGAACAGUGACCAAAGUGCAGAGUGCAAUAAACGCAUUAAAAAGACUCUAUUACUGGCAGAUAGAGCUAGGAGAAAGCUAAUCUAUCAAAAGCUCAUAUUCGAGUAUGGUUUGCAUCGCAAGAUUAAAAAUUAUAUUCAUCGGGAAUUGCACGUGUCUAACUUCUUUGAUGAAAAUCUGAAGCAAUGUUCUAAAGAAUAUUUUGAAUCAACUACUGGAGAAAUGAAUGUUGAAGAGAUGAUCAAAGUUCAUCUAAAAAAUCUUAAAAUUCCAACAGAUAUAAAGGACGUUGUCUUGGAUGACGUACAUCGCUGUUUUCAAAAACUAAAUGAAGAAAUUAAAGAAAAAUUAGAAGCAAUACAGUUAUUUGCUGAUUAUUUGCUGAUAAGUUCCCGAGAGAUGGAGUGAGUUUUCUUUACUAUUAAAAAUGUCUAAGCAAGUACUGUGUGUAUGAUAUUAAAAGAAAAGUAGAAACUUCUAAAGCUGUAGAAGUGUCCAUGAAUCUGAAUUUGAAAUGAAUGAAGAUGUGCUCCUUUCCUGAAGUAGAAUCAGCUCUAUUCAAGUGGUUCCAGCGGUAUCGAAAUUAUGACCAUGCUUUUGACUUUUUCUCUCUCAAUGUUUUUGAUUAAACUGUGCAUAUUGUGCUUUAAAACUUUUAAGUUCUGUAAUUUUGUCUGUUAUAUGUACAUAUAAAUUAAAAUACUCAAUGGAUUUUAAUAAUAAAAUGUGGAAAACUAAAACUAGUGGUAAGUUGAAGUUUUUCGUCGGUCCCUUUAGAUUCGAGUUAUUAUGAAUUGACUGUAUAUAUUUUUUAAAAUUUCAAAUACUGCCGAAAGCGCAGUGUCUAUGCCAAAAAAUACAUGCAUUUCUGAAAAAUUUUUGCAUUUUGUCUUGAUGUGUUGCAAAAGCGAUGAAGUUUUGUGAAAACUUUUUUUUUCUUUGUAACUUUUUCAAAGACUUUUACUUGUCCUGAUUUAUGCAACAAUCAGUUUCAAAUUGGCAUUUCAAUAUCAAUAUAAAGAUAAAAGUAGUUGACCUAAUACAGUGUUAUCUUGGGACAUAAGAGAUCACUGUAGAUGAUGUGUGAGAAGGAGGGAGAGGGUUAGGACAGUCAGUGAAGUUUAGUUCAGGUGUUCACUUCCGCAUUUUUUAGUUGGUGUCUAACUUAUAACAGAGUAAGAUAUAUAAUCUGUUAGUUCGGGUACAAAUUUGUUGUUGUAAGUUAACAUGGCUCAGUCUAAGGAAGUGAAGAUAUGACAAAUGUCGGAAGGUCCUAUUUCUGAAAAAAAAAAAGUGCUUUUGUGAAGUUGUACUGCCUACUAAAUGAUACUGUUUUAAUUAGAGGCAUCCUCAAGAGGGCAUCUGAAAAAUGGUUAAAAACCUCUAUUUAUUCUGUUUCUAACUUAAGAAUUUUGUAAAUGACAAAAUUUUACCCUACUAAAUGUAGGAGUUCAUUAAAGUCUAAAAAUAGAAUACAGUCACUUACGUUAGACUUGAUACUCUAACAAUUCAGAGAAAAAAACUAAUCGGGAAAAUAUAGCUGCCAGCAAGUGUUAAAACUUUGAUGUUUGUAGCUGUAUAAAAGGGAAAAAAAUCGGUUUUGGAACAAAACUUUCUAAAAGAUAAAUACUGCGCCUGAAAAUUGGAAAUUCGUAAUAUUGUUAGAGUUAUUGCAAGGGCUUUAAAGAACAAAGACACAAGAAAAAGUAAAGCACAGUGAAAUUUAAUCAGGAACAAGAAUAAAAUUUUAGUCUCGCCCCUGAUGACAAGGACAGCACUAAAGAGAAAAUCGAAAAAGCAAAAAAUCUUACGUCUGAUGAUCAGCAGUGUUCUUUGCUAUACGUAGAUCCGUUAAAACUGAAAAAAAAAGAGAGAAAAGAAAAGCACUAAAUACAUAGUAAAUUGCCUUCUGUAGCUUCCAUUUGUAACCAUACCAGACCAUCAGAUAGUGCUGCUGGAGCUAUAGCUAUUACUUGGCUUUUGGAUUUCAUCACAAAACAAAAUAAAGUGCUGUAAUGUAAAACCAAAGUAAUAGACAUGAUUAAAGUUAGACGAGCAAGGUCAAAAAAUUGAAGAGGCUUCAGCAAUCAGUCUUUAAGAGAAAUGAAAAUAGUGGAUUGUUGUUUGAUGGAUGAAAAGACAAAACACUGGUUAAAAGAAAGAAAGAAACUAAGUUUGUUCAACAAAAAGUUUCUCAGAAGAGCAAGUUUAAUUAUUAGAUGAAUCAAACGCCUAAUUUUUAGAGCGAGUAAUACUUAAACCUGGCACUGGAUAAGAUAUAGCAAACAUAUAUUCAUGAAGGUGGAGAACACAACAGAAAGCUUUUGAGUUUUGCUACUAUUGGAUGUGACGGAACUUUUGUAAAUUCUGGACAAUAAUGAUUGACUUCUUUGAUGGAAAAUGAAAUAAGUAAAACUUUGCAAUGUUUAGUUCGUUAGCUCCAUUUUAAUCAGUUACUGUGGUCCAUUAUACACUCAGGAACAUUGAAAAUAGUGCCUCAAGAAAGAAGAAAGGUACAAUCUCGAAAUUUCGCAUAGAAGAAGAGUGAUAUCUGAUAUGCAAAUGAUCCAAGUUUGGUGUCAGUGCGCAUGACCGUUUACCCUACAGCACCGGUGAAAUCGGGAAAAAGGUGCUAGAUAAACCAGUGCAUAAUAUAAGAUUUAUAAAUGUUACGAUUACAUCCGGAUAGUCGGAGAACCUUAAUGGGUGAAGGAUGCCAGGUAGACGAUUUAGAAAGCGUUUCUCACAGUUAAGCAAAUUUGAGAGAGGUUUGAUUAUUGGCCAGAAAAUUGCAGGCUCAUUGACAAGCUGUGUUGCUGCCCAGGUGAAUGGUUUGGAGUGUUCCGUUAGAAACUGUUGUAGGCAGUGGACAUGAAAUGGUACUCACGUGCAAAAACUGAGUCUGGAGUGACCAGGAAGACCACGAGGAGAGAGGAUGGAAGGAUUGUGCGGCAAGCGCUCGUUGAUCCCACAGUGACUUGUUUCAACAUACAAGCAAAUGUAGGGGUAGUAGUUGUUCCCCAAAUCAUUUCUAAAUGUCUUGCGGAAAUAAAUCUGCAAUCCAAUUGCCCUUUUCAUGUACUCCCAUUAACACCAAAACAUGGCAACUCUGUCUGCGAUGGUGCGAAGCCGGAGCAAUGUAUGAUGUCACUGAUAGGCAAAAAGUGGUGCUCAGUGAUGAAUUAUGAUUCAUUUUGGGGUCAGAGGGUAUCCGUGCACGGAUGAGGAGGCACCAUGAAGAAAGGUACCACACCACCCAUUUUAUCGCACGACACACUGCCCGCACAGCGGGUAUAGUGGUCUGGGAUAGCCUAUGAUAGCUGGCCCACUCUAGUUGUGGUAUGUGGAACCUUAACAGGGCAGCGUUAUGUUAAUGACAUUCUGCAACCACAUCUAGGACCAUUCCUAAAUGGCCUCCCAGGAGCAAUUUUCCAGCAAGAUAAUGCUCGCCUGCAUACGGCUAGAGUUGUUCAAGACUUACUUCCGUUUGAGACUUUUCCAUGGCCAGCCCGCUUUCCCAACUUGUCCCCUAUAGAGCAUUUAUGGGAUCAGCUGAAACGUCAGAUGUCGCUGUGCUACUCUGUGCAAGAUUUAAAAGUGGCUGUAAAAAAUUUGGGGGUCCAUUGACCUCAGAACAACAUCAGAGGUUUAAUUAGCCCA